Messenger RNA from Branchiostoma belcheri (Belcher's lancelet), 1392 nucleotides. RefSeq names its product protein odr-4 homolog. The coding region runs from base 97 to 1377 and encodes 426 amino acids. Gene Ontology annotation, biological process: intracellular protein localization. The record is from RefSeq and is a predicted model, not a curated record. Gene Ontology annotation, cellular component: endomembrane system. Lineage: Eukaryota; Metazoa; Chordata; Leptocardii; Amphioxiformes; Branchiostomatidae. The transcript has 10 exons.
AGCCGCCCAAUGACCUUCGACCUAUUGCAUGGGUUACAGCACUGAGAACGGAAGAAGUGUCGUGAUAGCAAGAAUACAUCUUGACGCGUUUUGAAGAUGGGUCGGACGGUGAUAGCCGAGGAUCUGUUACAGGAUAGAAUUCAGGAAAUUCUGAAGACUUCUGCUGGCAAAGGAAUAACAACCGGGCUUCUUGUGGGACAGGCCCAUGGACACAAGCGAGAGGACUAUGUGGUGCAUCUCAUCAGGACACCUAAGAUUGAGGACGACACCCAACAGACUGGCAAGAAAAAGAAGAAGGGGUCAGCAACAAAAUCAGAGAGUCUUGACUCACAGUGGAUCGCAGAACAUGCAAAACAGGUGGAGAGAAUGCUUCCUGGGGGGUUGAACAUCCUGGGCAUCUUUGUCGUGUUGCCCUCAGAAGAGAGCAGGACCAUCCAGUCCCAGCUGAUCCAGGUCCUGUACUCGGUUCACAAGACACUGCUGAAGACCCCCUGGCAGAAGGCUGUGAAGACAGAGGGUGAAGAGGAGGAGCAGCACAGAAUAGUUCUGCAGAUCUGUAGUGUCACCAAGAAAUUUACCACAAAGACAUUCAAUGUUGUAGAUCCUAGGGACAGUGGUACAGUUGCAGAGUGGAAGUUCCAGUCCUUUGUUAGCCAGUGGCCUCUACUGCACACUGCUGUAACUGUCAACAUCAACAUUCCUAUACUGAGGGGGGAGGCAACAAAGACUCUACACCAGCAGCUAGAUACUUCCAUUGGUCCAUUCUGUGAGUGCAUCAUGCAGGGUUUGUGUACCUUCAAUGGUGUACUGAGGAAGGAGGAUCAACCUCUACAGGCACAGGAACCACCACAGAGCAAGAAGGGACAUGGUAAAGGAAAGGGAAGACAUAAGGAGACUAAGAUGUCCCAUCAGCCCACCAGUGAUGGUCCUGAGAUGUUCUGUGUGCAGAUCCUUUCAAAUGCAACAAGUAACAAGUCAAAAGAGGCAAUGGUGACAGAAUGUGGAGGAACUGUGUUUAUUCGGGGACUCAUCCAAGCUAGGGCAUACGUGCACAGCAAGGCAACUGUGGCACAGGCAUCACAGGCAAUAAGAGAAGAUGUAGUAAGGAGCCUGACUGCUAGAUGUGAGCUACUUGCUGAGGAUGUGUUGGAAGUUAAGGACUUUACAGCAGAUCGAGAGGAGAUGGACAUCACCCCCAGGCGUGUGUUUGGGCGGCUCCAUGACACCCACAUGUCGGUGUGUGACUACAUGUUUGAGGAUGAGGGUGUGGAGGACUGUAUCGCCAGGUGUCAGGAACUACUAGAUGUCACCCUGGCAGCUGAGGAUGUAGAGACUGAUGCUGAGAGACUACCUGGUACUGAAUUAUGUUCACAAUAGCAAAAGAUCACAGUC